GAGAAAAAAAGAGUCUAAAACUGAACAUUUGAAACAGUUGAAUGAAAAUUUUUUCUUUAAAUUUAAAGUUAAAUUAAGUGAUAAAAAAGGGAAAUUCUGUUAUCUGUAUAUAGUUUAAAGUGCUUUUUCGCGAUUUGUUGGUUAAAAUUAAUAGAAAAGUUGAAAAUUCGAAGAAAAACCGAGCAAAAAAAAUUUUCGACAUAAAAAAACGAAGUGAAAAAAGGAAAAAAUUCCAAAGUGCAGGAUAAUUCAACUAAACUAUACGAGAAAAAAGGGAAAUAGAAGUUUUUCAAAGUUUCCAUGGGGAAGAAAAAGAAGAAGUAAAUUUAACAAGGAAGUGAAAACGACGAAUAGAUAUCACUAUGGGACCUCCAAACAAAAAAAGGAAAUCGAAGAGACGACGACGGAAUUGGAGUAGUGAGCUAGGGUUCCUGUUUUUUGCCGUGCUCUUUCUUACGCUUAUAGAGCGUAAUCCAAUAGUCUAUGCUGACUUCGAGGAUACACAUGAAAAACUGGAAUUUCCAAAUGCAGUUACCAGCAAUAUUUCAAUACUUUUAGCAAACAUAACGGGUCAUACAACAAAUCAUACAAAUGAUACAGAGCAUGAAAAACCACCAAAAAAGGAUCCUCUUUUUCCUGAAGAUUUAUUCACAUUUGAACAGAGACAAAAUGGUGCUGUUGUAUUCCACAUCAUUGGUGUCAUUUAUAUGUUUGUUGCACUUGCAAUCGUGUGCGACGAGUUUUUUGUGCCUUCCUUGGAUGUUAUUAUUGAAAAGCUCGGCAUAACAGAUGAUGUGGCUGGAGCAACAUUUAUGGCGGCUGGUGGAAGUGCGCCUGAACUUUUUACUAGUGUUAUUGGCGUAUUUGUAUCAUUCGAUGAUGUCGGUAUCGGUACGAUUGUCGGAUCGGCUGUAUUUAAUAUUUUGUUUGUUAUCGGAAUGUGUGCAUUAUUUUCGAAAACACUAUUAACAUUGACAUGGUGGCCGCUGUUUCGUGAUUGUACAUUCUACAGUGUUAGUCUCCUUACGCUUAUCUAUUUUUUUCGUGAUAAUAAAAUCUUCUGGUGGGAGGCACUACUGCUAUUUCUCAUCUACGUAACGUACGCCGUAUUCAUGAAGUUUAAUCAGCAAGUUGAGAGGGCCGUGAAGAAAGUGGUGUAUAAGAAUAAGGUGACCAGAGUACGAAGCACUGACCAACUAAUGCCUGCUGGUAAUGCUGCAAACUCAUCUGAGACAUCAAUGGCAACUCAGGCAGGCGGUGGAUCUGUUACAUCACGUGCCGCAUCUGAGAGUCGAUCGGGACCAGGAUCAAGCAGCGCACCAGGUAAUAGCACAGCACAAACAGCCACUGGAGCGAAAUUCCGACACGGUUUACUGCAACUAAUGAUACAUACUAUUGACCCAUUGCACGAUGAAUCUGUUCCAGGUAAAGUUGAUGAGAAAGCAACCCAACUUCAUGCCAUCGCUUCUCUCAAAGUGCUUUUGGAUGCUACGAAACCCCAACGAGGUGCUGCAACAUCGUCAGCUGCCAAUCAUAUAAAAAUCAAUUUGAAAGAAACGACUUUGGGACGUCCAAAUGGAAACAUUGAUACAACUCUAGACUCGGGACCUGAUGAUGACGAACCAGAGGCACUUAGCAUGGCUUGGCCUUCAGGGACAAAAGAUCGAAUAACAUAUUUGUUGGUAGCACCUAUAAUUUUCCCAUUAUGGUUAACACUUCCCGAUACUCGAACUCCAAAAGGAAAGAAAUGGUUUCCUGUAACAUUUAUCGGCUCUAUUGUUUGGAUCGCAGCAUAUUCAUAUCUCAUGGUGUGGUGGGCAAAUGUAGCCGGUGACACAGCAAACAUUCCUCCUGAAAUCAUGGGAUUGACUCUCUUAGCAGCAGGUACAUCUAUUCCCGACUUGAUAACAUCAGUAAUUGUGGCACGAAAAGGAUUUGGUGAUAUGGCAGUCUCAAGUUCGGUUGGGAGCAAUAUUUUCGACGUCACAGUGGGUUUACCGGUUCCAUGGCUGAUUUACGGAAUCAUCUAUGGCGAGCCUGUGGAAGUGAGCUCCGAAGGUAUGGUUUGCUCAAUAACCAUAUUAUUCCUUAUGCUGCUAUUUGUUACCAUAUCAAUUGCGUGUUUCCGGUGGAAAAUGAACAAAGGCUUAGGACUCGUAAUGUUUGUGUUAUAUUUCGUUUUCGUUGCUGUUUCGCUCGGAUUUGAAUAUGAGUGGUAUAUAUGUCCACUUUAAAAUGAAUUUUUAUUAUCAAAUGUUCAAAUUGAGUACACGUACAUAAACGCCAGCAUAAAAAUAAUUGAAAAUUCAGAGACAUUAAGAGGAUGGUGACCACACGUCUGACUAUGAAAAAAAAAGAAACAAAAAAAAAAAAAUAAUAAUAAUAAUAAUAAGGCACGAAGAAAAGAGAUAAACCCCCAAAAAUUCCAUUAAAUUACGUUUCGUGAAUGAGAGAAUAAUAAUAUUAAAAUGUUAAAAAAAUGAUAAUUAUUGAACGAUAACAUCAAAAAAAAAAUACACAAGUAGAGCAGGAGAUGAUGAUAAUAAAAAAAUUUAAAUCUUUUGAAGAAAAAAAAAAUAUAUAUAUCAACAAAAAAAUGCGCAUAAACAGAAGGAAAACUUACAAUAAUACUGAAAAUAUGUUAUGUUUUAAGUGAGAAGAAGAAAAAAGUUUUUAAAAAAUAUAAUAACUUAUAAAAUAAAGUUUUUAAAAAAAAAUCAUAGGAAAAUUUUUUCAAUAACGGCAAAAGUAAAAACAUUUUCGGAAUCGAAUUUUAUAGUUUUUUCAAGAG
Molecule: messenger RNA, 2791 nt
Organism: Chironomus riparius
Lineage: Eukaryota; Metazoa; Arthropoda; Insecta; Diptera; Chironomidae
Source: the annotation of a GenBank genome assembly